This is a messenger RNA of Puccinia graminis f. sp. tritici CRL 75-36-700-3, 1071 nucleotides long. RefSeq lists its product as uncharacterized. The transcript has 7 exons. The coding region runs from base 1 to 1071 and encodes 356 amino acids. NCBI's taxonomy places the organism in Eukaryota, Fungi, Basidiomycota, Pucciniomycetes, Pucciniales, Pucciniaceae. The record is from RefSeq and is a predicted model, not a curated record.
AUGUUGAACAUGAAUGAUAUCAUCAUUGGAGAUCCGGAAGAUCCUUCAACUCAGUUCGAAGGAGUUGGAGAUGGCCCGCCUACCCCCCCCCUCCCCAAUGAAGAUGACCAACACUCUUCUGAUCACAUGGAAGAAACUGUUCAAACAGAAAUCUUUGAGUCUUCUUCUACCCGGGAUGUCAACAUGACCGAUCAACCAACUACCGAUAACAACCUCGAUCGAGUUUGCGCUCACUUCCAGUCACAGCUAAACCUUGGACCCGAGUAUUUGAAGAUCGCUUCCAUUGCAAGCAAGUGCCCCCCAGAAGACAGGUACAUAGGUAAUCUCUUUGCAAACGGUGCAUAUCAUCAGCUCAAUGUCAGGAACAUAAAUCGUUCCCAAGUGACCCAUGCAACCAACUAUCGCAUGUUCUUACUCAAGCCAACACUUGAAGCGUAUUCAAACAACCCUCACAACAAUGGGAGCCUUCCCAAAACAUUGUUCUACCUUACCCUCGAUGCUGUUGACAAACAGCCUGACCAAUGGAAAAAGGAUCACCUCUGCCCUGCUCAACUAAAGAAAGACCCGGACACUCUUCGUCUGUAUCGUGAUGCUGUUGGAGAGCUUUUGAAGUAUCAACGCAGCAAUUUGCAUACUCUGCUUUUGCAUAACAUCCUCAUGACCAAGAAGAUACUUGUGGAUGGUGCAGUGCCAGCUUGCAAAGUCAUGAUAGCUGCUAUCUAUAAAGAACUUCCUCCGAAAGGAAGCAAAAUGAAUGAAAAAGAAAUCAAACAUCAAGUUGCAACAAACUCUGCCAUGCGAGCACGAAUGUGCUACGCACGACUUGUAAUGGUCCACUACUACGCUCAUAAAUCCAGUAAGGAUUCGCAGUGGGCUGAAAUUGACGAGCGAUUAGCCAUCCUCCGAGGCUCCUCAUAUGAUUUCCAACUCCACCACGCAGUCCUAGUCUUGAACAAGGACUUUUCCCUCUUCUCUCAGGGGAAGGAGUACGCCAAUAUGUCCAAGGAGGACUUCCAACCUCCAAGACGUCCAAAGGUCGAUCGACUCUGGAAUUGUGCCUGUUACACUUAA